Striga asiatica is the source of this 342-nucleotide messenger RNA. The record is from the annotation of a GenBank genome assembly. NCBI's taxonomy places the organism in Eukaryota, Viridiplantae, Streptophyta, Magnoliopsida, Lamiales, Orobanchaceae.
AUGGAUGUGAAAGAAGAUGUUGCAGAGCAGGAUUCUUUCCAACAAAAGCAAAUGGAUCCAAAACCUAAGACGGAUAAACUCACUCUAACACCCAUGUCCAGCGGAUACCCCAAAAUCAGACCCAAAGGAAUACCAAAAACGGCAGGCUGGAUGCUGUUGACCACGAUGCAGAAAGCGAGCAAUGGCGUGAGGUCAUUUACAACGCCUUUGACUUCCAAACUGUCGGAAAACAAGGAAGGAUACUCGUCUUGGAAGAUAAGAAGCAAGAUGGAAACUAAGAGGCCGAUCAAGAAGGCUGAUAUCACCAUAACCACCACUGAGAACUUUGCCGUUCUUGGGUGA